Molecule: messenger RNA, 5115 nt
Organism: Dictyostelium discoideum AX4
Lineage: Eukaryota; Evosea; Eumycetozoa; Dictyosteliales; Dictyosteliaceae
Product: FYVE-type zinc finger-containing protein
Exons: 3
Coding region: 1-5115 (1704 amino acids)
Source: RefSeq, a predicted model, not a curated record
AUGUCAACCAAUAACAUAAUAGAAGGUGAUGAAGACACCAAAACCACCAUAACAAACGAAAGCAAUACCGAUAAUAAUAAUAAUAAUAAUGAUGACAACAAAAAUAAUACCGAAAAUACAACCUCACCUACCAACAAUAAUAACACCAAUGAUAACGAUAACAAUAGUGAUAAUAAUAAUAAUAAAAACAACAACAACAACAACUCACAAGUUACAGAAGAACAACAAGUUACACUUGAAGAUAGUGGAUCAGAAGAUGAUAUAAACUUUGAAGAACAUGAAUUAUCUGAUAGUGCCGAAGAAGAUGAAGAUGAAAUGGAAGAUGAUGAUGAGGAUGCUGAUGGAAGACAAAAUCAAAAUCCUAAUUCAGCUGGUGGUAAAAGAAGAGGUAGACCAUCAAAAGUUCAACAAUCAACAAAUACACAUUUAUCACAAACUACACCAGAGUCACCAACUAUAUUUACACCGGAUGGAAAAGUACCAAAACGUAUUUCAACAUCAACAAAUAAUACACCAAACACUCAAUCAGCAUUAAAAACCAAUAAAAGACCAAGAUUAACAUCAGAUGAAGAAAAAGAUCUAAUGUUAUCUGAAGAAAGUGAUGGUGGUGUUGGUGAAGAUGAUGAUUCAAUAAUGUCUACAAAUGAUAAACCACAAGAUGAAAACCAAUCAAAUCAAAAUCAAAAUAAUAAUAACAAUAAUAACAAUAAUACCACUACUACAACUACCACCACUAACAAUAGUAAUAAUAAUAAUCAAAAUUUAAAUCAAAACAAUAAUAACAAUAAUAAUAAUAAUAAUAUUAAUAAUAAUAAUAAUAAUAAUAAUAGUAAUAAUGAUAAUAACAAUAAUAAUAAUAGGCCAGCUAGAGGUAGACCAAAGACAAAUGGAUCAAGAUCAGAAGAAAGAAAAAGAAUUCAAUUACAACAAUAUAUUCAGGCUACUCAAGGUUCAUCAACAACAACAUCAGAUCCAAAUAAUCAAAAUAAUCAAAUUAAUCAAAUUAAUCAAAAUAAUCAAAAUAACCAAAAUAAUCAAAAUAAUCAAAAUAAUUCUUUGGGUGAAGAAGAAUUUGGUGAAGAAUUUGAAGAAGAAGAAGAAGACAUGGGUCAACCAAAAAAGAAAACAAAAUAUAAAACAAGUAAAAAAAGUGUACCAAAUCAUUUAGAUAUUAGACCAUGUUGGUUUGUUGGAUGUGUUAAAGCAGAUAGAUCAUUAAAAAUAUUAAGACCAUGUUUAAUUCCAACAUGUAAAACUCAUGCAAUAAAGAGUGAAGUGAGAAUUUCAGAAGCAUUAAGAAGAGGUGAUUUCGUUAAUGAUGAAUCGAGUGGAGUAAAAGAUAAAGUUUGUGGCAUUUGUGGUGAUAAAAAAGAUUUACAUCAUUGUGGUAACAAUGGUUGUGCAUUUGGUUUUUGUAAUGAUUGUGUUGAAAUUGCAGCCAUGAAACAUAAUAAUCAUCCAAAUGGUAAUAAAUGGAUUUGUUGGGUUUGUCAAUUCGUACGUACAAAAGCAAAAGAAAAAGAAAGAACUCGUUGGGUUAAAGAACAAUUAAAUCCAGGUUUAACCUCAAUUAGUAGAAAAUUCCGUAGAGGUCCAGAACUUGAUAUGGCUCAAGCUCAAUUUUUACAACAACAACAACAACAACAAACUUCACCAAAUGAAAAAAGAUCAUCACAAUUUAAUUCAAAUAAUUCAAAUAAUAAUAAUAAUAAUAAUUCAAAUAAUAAUAAUAAUAAUAGUGGAUUUGAUCCAUCAGGUUCACCAAAUAAUCAACAAAAUCAAAAAAGAUUAAGAAAGAAAAUUAAUGCAUCAUCAGAUAUUUAUGAAACUAGAAAGUAUACUAAAAAGAGAAAUGAUGAAGAUAGUGCACCACCAUCACCAACAUCAAUUAUUGGUAAUUCAGUGAUGGUUGGUAGUAGUGGUGCUGCUGGUGGAGGUAUUAUUAAAAAUACAACGGUUGUGGUUGAACAACAGGGUUAUUCAGCAACACCACCAUCACCAAAUACAUUAAUGGUACAACAACAACAACAAUUACAACAAACUCAUCAACAAGCUCGUUUAUCACAACAACAAGCUCAACUUCAACAAUUGAAAGCAUUACAACAACAACAUCAACAUCAACAACAAAAUAAUGGUAAUUUUAAUAAUUUAAUUGAAUCAGUUUUAUCACCAAAUAGAGAACCAUUGAAUCCAAUUGAUAAUUUCGUUGAUCAAACUUUUACAGCAGUUAAAUUCUUUUCAACAUUAUCUCAAAAUCCACCAGAUGAAAUUAAAGAACGUAUUGAUAACUUUGUUGAUUUAAUGAUGAGAAUAAAAACUGUACGUUGGGCAUCAGAUUAUGGUUUAGUUUGGAGAAUGAUUGAAGAAUUAUCAAAUUUAAUAAAGAGAAAUUUAUUAUCAUCACAAUCAGUGGUUGAGAUGUAUUCAGAGUUGAAAUCAUUGGAAGAGGGUGCCCUUGAAAAUAUGACAACCAACGCUCGUAAUGUACCAUUGGAAAGAGCAAUCACAAUGGUAUUUGAAAAUCAUGAAACUGCAGGUUUAAUUGGUAAAGAAUGUUGUUCAACCAGAAAUGCUUUAAUCUAUUCAAUUGAAGUUGCUUUACGUGCUAUCGCCGAUUAUCAACAUGAUCUCGAGGAUAAUCUCAUGGAGGAAAGUCUUAGAAGUAAUAAAGUUAGCACAGAGAUUGAACAAAUUGAACAUCAAAUCAAAGCAAACUUGGAUGAAAUUCAUAAAUUUAAAUAUCAAGAGGUAGAGCUAUUAGAUUCAUUAAGUAAAGUACGUGGUGCAAUUGCAGCUCACGAAUCAAUUCGUGAUACUCUUCAAAAGAAAUCAAGUGAGCUAAAAGUCGAUAUGUUAUUAAUUAAAAAUGGUAUCUCUGACAAAGAAAAGGAGACAAAAUCUCAACAAGCCACCCUAGAGAAUGAGAUUUACGCUCUCAAGUUAUUGAUUACAAUGGUUGAAUCAAUCUAUUGGAUCCAUGAUUACUUUUAUGAAUCAAGAGUUGGUGAAUGUGAAAAGUUAAUCAAUAAUAAACUAUCACAACUUCAAAAUAAAUUGGAGACACAAAUACCACAUCCACCAAAUGCUUUGGAUAAUGCAAUUCCAAACACUACAACCACAGUAAUGGGCGAGGAUGGUCAACCUGUAAUCGUUCCAACCACAGUUGAUAUAAAGAAUAAAUUUAAAACCAUUGCAAUCUAUCACAAGAUUUGCAUGCAACAUAAAGUUCCAAACUUUCAUUUGGAGAAACCUGAUCGUAUUCAAGUCGCUGUCAGUUGUAUAAACGAGUUUGCAAGCAAUCCAUUGGUUGAUAUCUUUGACAAUCCACCAGAGGUCGAUAUGCGUUAUGUUAUGGCCGUCCACGAUGCAAACUAUAUUAAAAAGUUGGAAACUAGUUUACCACCAGAGAAUUCAGAGUUUGAAACUCAUUUGGAGAGUGAUAAAAGUGGUGCUAUGGUUACUGUUGCCUCUCAUAAAGAUUUCGAGGGUGAUGAUGAUAACAUUUACGAUACCUUUGUUUCACAUCGUUCCAUUAAAGCCGCAUUGAGAGCAAGUGGUUCAGUUUGUGCCGCCGUUGAUUCAGUUAGUCGUUCUGGUUAUACUCGUGCUUUUUGUGCCAUUCGUCCACCUGGUCAUCAUGCUGGUCGUUAUGGUAGAACAAGUGAUGCGCCAUCUCAAGGCUAUUGUUUAAUCAAUAACGUUGCCAUUGGUGCCAAGUAUGCUUCAUUGACCGCCGGUUAUAGUAGAAUUGCUGUGGUGGAUUUCGAUGUUCAUCAUGGUAAUGGAACUCAAGAGAUCCUAAGUGGUGAUGACAAUUUCCUCUUCAUUUCAAUUCAUGUAUGUGAUGAAAAACGUUACUUUUAUCCUGGUACCGGUCAAGAUGUUGGUGAUAUCGAUGAGGUGUCGGGUCAAUUCGAUGGUAACAUUUUAAAUAUUGGCUUGAAACGUAAUACAGGUUCCGCAGUUUUCCUUCAACAAUGGAUGAAUAAAAUCAUUCCAAGACUUGAAGCUUACAAACCACAAUUAAUCUUCCUUUCAGCUGGUUUCGAUGGCCAUAAAGAUGAUCCAACCAAUGGUUUGAAAUUAAAUGAAGAGGAUUAUUUCGUCAUUACUAAAAUGAUUAAAACUGUCGCUUUCAAAUAUUGUAAAGGUAGAAUCAUCUCUGUAUUGGAAGGUGGUUAUGGUAUCGAAAAAACAAAUUCAUUACAACGUUGUGUUAAUUCUCAUCUUAAAGCACUCAUCGAAGAUACCGAUGAGGAAAUUCAUCUUGCUAAUAUUUCCUAUGGUCAUUUCAGUGAAACUCAAGAAACUGCAAUUCCAAAAUUCAAUAUCAAUAAUUUCAUCAGUAAUCCAAAUAAAAGAGGAAAGAAAAAUAAUUUAAAUACAAUUAACUUUAUUAAUAAUAAUAUGAAUAAUAUUAAUAAUAAUAUUACAAAUUCUUUAAGUAAUAAACAAUUAGAAAGACAAAAACAACUUCAACAACAACAACAACAAGCUCAACAAGCACAACAACAACAAUCUCCACAACAAUCUCAAACUAUUGAAAAUACCUCAAUAACAACUACAACUACAACUACUAGUACAACAACAACUUUAUCAACUAGUGAUAGUGAAUCUAAUAAUAAUAUUAAUAACAAUAAUAAUGAUUAUAAUAAUAAUAACAAUAAUAAUAGUAAUAAUAAUAAUAAUAAUAGUAAUAACAAUCAACCAACAAAUUUUAAUUCUUCAACAUCUUCACCAAUUUUAUCAGGUAAUAAUAAUAAUAAUAAUAAUAAUAAUAAUAAUAAUAAUAAUAAUAAUAUAAAUAAUAAUAAUAAUAAUAAUAGUAAUAAUAAUAAUAAUAUGAAUACAUCAAACCCAACCAAUCAACAAAGUUCUGUAAUUAUUUCUGAUGACAUGGAUGAUGUACAAACAAAUUCUAAUCCACCAAACCCACAAUAUCCACUCUCACCAAAUUCUGUAAAUAGAGGUAAUAAUCCAAGCAACAUUAGUAUGUCAGGUGCUCAACGUUCAGCCCCUUUAAUCAUUUCACCAAAACCCUCAAAUUCUCCAAAUUCACCAUCAACUUCAAAUAACAAUGGAACUCCUCAAAAUAUUAAUAAUAGCGAUAACUAA